Rhagoletis pomonella (apple maggot) is the source of this 1472-nucleotide messenger RNA. RefSeq lists its product as uncharacterized. The transcript is spliced from 3 exons. The coding region runs from base 53 to 691 and encodes 212 amino acids. Lineage: Eukaryota; Metazoa; Arthropoda; Insecta; Diptera; Tephritidae. The record is from RefSeq and is a predicted model, not a curated record.
AAAAUUAUCGAAACGUAUCGGUAGAGCAACCAGCGCAUCACUAACAAAGUUGAUGCUUCGUUUGUUUUUGUUUGCGUUUGGUGUUUCAAAAAUGGAAAAUAGCGAAAGCGAAAGAAAGUGGACACAUGAGCAAAAGAAACGUCUGCUCAAUACAAGGCUGCGUAAUGAAGGGGAACUCUGUGCCAAACGCAAGAAGCGGUCCGUUUUAUGGGAAAAAGUCUUGCGAGAAAUCAAAGAAGUGGAUAGUGACUUCCCGUUCUCUCGGGAUGAUAUAACAAGAAAAUUUCUAAACUUUACGGUCACUUAUAAACGCAUUAAAAAGCGAAACAACACAUCCGGCGAAGCAGCGACGACAUGGGAGUUUUUCGAUGAAAUGGACGAGGUUUAUUGUUGCCGGAGUGACGUUGUUGUGCCGGAAGGAAAUUUGGAAUGUUCACUGAUUGAAAUACUUUCUGGGACAAACGAGAAUAGUGAAUAUGAAAAAGAACCCGAUACUUCAUCACCGGAACCAAAAGCUAAAAAAAUGAAAAACGAAGUUCUAGAAUUUUUACAAAAAGAGGCUGAUAGUGACAAAGAAACGCUGAAAAAUUUUAUGGAUCUGGAAGAAAGAAAGCUAGAGGUGGAAAAAGAGAAAUUGGAAGAAAUGCGCAAUUUGCGUUUUUUGUUGGGCGGUUUGGUAAAUAACAAGUAGGAUUUAUACAUUUUUUUAAUAACAUACAUGAAUGAAUGAAAAUAAUUCUUUCUGAAAUAAUUUACGUUCUUUAUAGUUUACCAUGCAAAGCGCUUGUCAAAAUAAUAGCACCUCAACAUUUUGACAAGUUUGGAUUAUUUUUCUAUUGUUUAUUUAAUGUUCAUAAACUGUUUAUAAAAGUAGAUCUCAUUAUAUAACAAAAAACAAAUUUCAAACUUUGUACAAAAAUUAAAAAACAGGCUUUUUCAUUAGAACUUCCAGUUUUUGUUACAAAUGAGCUAUACUUUUAUACACAUUUUAUGAACAUUAAAUAAAAAAUAGUCAAAUCUAGUCAAAAUGUUGAGGUGGUAUUAUUUUGAGAAAAGUUAUAUAUUGUUAAUUUUUUAUAACUACAACUGUACCUAAAAACGUACAUAAAAAAGUACAUAAAACGAAUUAAACUGAAAUAAUUUGCGCUAUUAGAAGUUAACUAGUCAACAGGUUUUAUGUUAUUUUUAUAAACACACCUGUGCACUUAUGCACAUAUGUAUGUGAGUAUUUAAUGUACCUAUUAAUGAAUUUGUUUUUGAAACAAAGGUAUAAGCACAAAUUUUAACUUGUGUAAUCCUACCAAUUCAAAGGCAUACAUAUUACUUCAAUGCAUAUGUAUUUGUAAUACCAACCACAGAUUGAAUAAAAUUUUUUUAUUUAUUGAAUGAAAUUUGCUGGUUUUUAACUAUACUUUCGUUUGUACAUGUGUAUGUGUGAACAGCUAUGGCCAAAAUAAUAGAAACACGACAUU